Messenger RNA from Pyrus x bretschneideri (Chinese white pear), 1437 nucleotides. RefSeq names its product MDIS1-interacting receptor like kinase 2-like. Gene Ontology annotation, biological process: protein phosphorylation. Lineage: Eukaryota; Viridiplantae; Streptophyta; Magnoliopsida; Rosales; Rosaceae. Gene Ontology annotation, molecular function: ATP binding; protein kinase activity. Bases 1 to 807 code for a protein of 268 amino acids. The record is from RefSeq and is a predicted model, not a curated record. The transcript has a single exon.
AUGUUGAUAUAUCUUACAAUGAAUUGGAAGGUCAUCUUCCCAACAACAGUGCAUUUCAAGAAGCUCUACCAGAAGCUUUACAAGGGAACAAAGGAUUGUGGCAACGUUAGAUCUUUGCAACCCUGUAAGCAUGGCUCAAGAACGGACCACAAAUGGGUAUUUGUAAUCACUUUCACCCUUCUAGCAGCAAUUUUCCUUCUUUGUGCUUUCUUUACAAUUGUCUUCAUGGAAAGAAAGAAGAAGCAUCGGGAUAAAGGAGAAAAAAACAUGCAUGAAGAAGUAUGGUUCUCAGUCUUGAAUUUUGAUGGAAAGUCAAUGUAUGAGGAAAUCUUAAGGGUGACAAAAAACUUUGAUUUCAUAUAUUGCAUUGGGAGCGAAGGACAAGGAAGCGUCUACAAAGCCAAUUUGUCAUGUGGCAACAUAGUGGCUGUGAAGAAACUCCAUCACUUGUGGGAUCACGAGAAGAAUUUGGAGAAUGGAUUCUUGAAUGAAAUGAGAGCAUUAACAGAGAUAAGACACCGGAACAUUGUGAAGCUUUAUGGUUUCUGUUUGCACCACCGACACUCGUUCUUGGUGUAUGAGUUUUUUGAAAGGGGUAGCUUGGCUAAAAUUUUGAGUAAAGAUGAAGCUACAGAAGUGGGGUGGAGAAAAAGGGUGAAUAUUGUUAAUAGUGUAGCUCAUGCCUUGGCAUACAUGCACCACGAUGUCAUGUCACCAAUUGUGCACCGGACAUAUCAAGUAAGGACAUUUUGUUGGAUUAUGAAUAUAAGACCUCUAUUUCAGACUUUGGCAUUGCUAAGUUUUUGAAUCGAGACUCAACGAAUUAGAAUGCCGUUGCAGGCGCAUAUGGAUAUGUUGCACCAGGUAAUGUGGUUCUAUGUUCUAUAUAUUCUUUUGUUUUUUCUUUGAGACAAUGAUUCUGACAUCUUGCAUAAAUUUCUUAAUUUAUUCUUGGAUAUUUUUGUUCAGAAUAUUAUUCCUUUUAGUCGUUAGGCAGGAGUUACAUUUUUAUUUGGAAUAGAACUUUGAGAUUAUGUACAAGAUAAUUUGGUUGUUAUUGGUGAUCCAGAAUCUAUUUCUUUUAUGUUAAGAAUAAUUGGUGAUCCAAAAAACAUUUCUCUUCCAUUUUUCUUCAUGAUGACAAAAUGUUCUAACCAUUGAAGUCUCUGAUAUAGUGUAUUACAUGCCUAUACUAAUAAUCCCACUACUAUGAGCUUAUUCCGAGCAGAGCUUGCAUAUACAAUGGAAGUGAAUGAAAAAUGUGAUGUUUAUAGCUUUGGAGUAGUCGUAUUGGAAAUAAUUAUAGGGAGGCAUCCUGGAGAUUUUUUCUCAACAUUCUCAUCAAUGCCUUCUUCAUCCUUGUUGUCAUCAUCAUCUACAUUACCAACCCAUCAAAUGCCAAUUAUGAAUGUUCUGGACCAACGCAUUUCGCUUCCA